AUGAUUUCGUCCGAUCAGCCGGCUUGUGUCACCCUAGAAACCAGUCAAGGGUCCAUAGUCAUUGAGCUCUACUGGAAGCAUGCGCCACGGACGUGUAGAAACUUCGUGGAGCUGACCAAGCGUGAAUAUUACAAUGGAGUUCCUUUUCAUCGUGUUAUUCGAGAUUUUAUGAUUCAGGGAGGGGACCCGACAGGUACUGGGCGUGGAGGUGCCUCGAUAUACGGACGAUAUUUUGAAGAUGAGAUCAGUGCAGAGUUGAAGCACACAGGGGCUGGGAUAAUUUCAAUGGCAAACUCUGGCCCAAACACAAAUGGUAGUCAGUUUUUUAUUACCCUAGCUCCGACUCAAUGGCUUGAUGGUAAGCACACAAUAUUCGGUCGUGUGAAGUCGGGAAUGCAGGUUAUCAGGCGCCUAGGCAUGAUUGAGACCGACCCGAACGACAGGCCUGUAGAACCGAUUGUGAUUAAUCGGGCCUACCUUACCCCUGUUUCAUAG
Messenger RNA from Hydatigera taeniaeformis, 495 nucleotides. Lineage: Eukaryota; Metazoa; Platyhelminthes; Cestoda; Cyclophyllidea; Taeniidae. The record is from the annotation of a GenBank genome assembly.